Molecule: messenger RNA, 1242 nt
Organism: Populus trichocarpa (black cottonwood)
Lineage: Eukaryota; Viridiplantae; Streptophyta; Magnoliopsida; Malpighiales; Salicaceae
Product: protein HEAT-STRESS-ASSOCIATED 32
Exons: 5
Coding region: 160-1035 (291 amino acids)
Source: RefSeq, a predicted model, not a curated record
CUGUGGGAGUCUUGCACAGAGAAUUGAUCACAAAUCAAGUUUCCGCCUUUUCUCUCUAGAAGAAGCCGGACACUUCUCCUGAGAGAGCAAGGAAGAAUAAUAGGAAACAGAGUUUCUUUUGCUUCACAACAGUAAGGGGAAGGGAAAGGAGAAGGGAAGAUGUCAUCAUCCUCAGUGUAUUACCAAUGGAAGAGCUUCGAGGAAGACGAAGAUCGACCAGAGAAGCCUCGUAGAUUUGGAGUUACAGAGAUGAGAGGCCCUCAGUAUACUCUUUUAAGCCAGAACAUGCUUCAAGAUGUUUUUGAGACAAUGGGGCAGUUUGUUGAUGGACUGAAAUUCUCUGGAGGUUCUCAUAGUUUGAUGCCUAAGUCUUUUAUUAAAGAAGUGGUUGACAUGGCCCACAAACAUGAUGUGUAUGUUAGUACCGGUGAUUGGGCUGAGCAUUUGCUUCAUAAAGGUCCAACGGCUUUCAAAGAGUAUGUUGAGGAAUGUAAAAGUAUGGGGUUUGACACAAUUGAGCUGAAUGUGGGAUCGCUUGGAGUUCCUGAAGAAACACUUUUGAGAUACGUGCGCUUGAUUAAGAGUGGUGGUUUGAAAGCCAAGCCUCAAUUUGCAGUCAAGUUUAACAGGUCAGACAUUCCGAUUGGUGGGCAUAGAGCAUUUGGGGCUUAUGUACCCCCAACACCUCGAAGCUCUGAACUGGUUGAAGAUGUUAAUCUCCUGAUUAACAUGGCCGAGAGAUGCUUAGAGGCUGGGGCAGACAUGAUUAUGAUUGAUGCAGACGACAUCUGCAAGGAUGUUGAUUCUCUGAGAGCAGAUAUAGUUGCAAAAGUAAUUGGACGACUAGGUCUUGAGAAGACCAUGUUUGAAGCAUCAAAUACAAAAACUGCAGACUGGUUUAUCAAACGUUAUGGCCCAAAGGUGAACCUCUUUGUGGAUCAUUCUCAAGUAAUUGGUCUAGAAUGCCUCCGAGGCGGCCACAACAUGGGUAGAAGACAAGCUUCUGCUCUUGGCUCCUCAUACUUUCUCUUCUGAACUGUUGUUUUGCGAACGGACAGCAUUUUCCCUGUUGUAAGCUGGAACUUGAUAUGUUAUGUCUUCCUACUUUGUGAUAUCUAUGUCAGUAAUGCUAAAUGUGUGAGACUGAUCAUAUGUUGCAUGCAUGUCUCAAUCGUGCAUGUUCUAAUGUAAGAUGUCUGCUGAUUUUUAGCUCAUCAAAAUAUCAAAUUCCUCUUCCCGUCA